Sardina pilchardus (European sardine) is the source of this 1653-nucleotide messenger RNA. It is a transcript of the gene rad9b, whose product is annotated as RAD9 checkpoint clamp component B. NCBI's taxonomy places the organism in Eukaryota, Metazoa, Chordata, Actinopteri, Clupeiformes, Clupeidae. The coding region runs from base 100 to 1515 and encodes 471 amino acids. Gene Ontology annotation, biological process: DNA repair; DNA replication checkpoint signaling; cellular response to ionizing radiation. The record is from RefSeq and is a predicted model, not a curated record. The transcript is spliced from 11 exons. Gene Ontology annotation, cellular component: checkpoint clamp complex.
CCAGUCAACGUUUCUGUAAAUAACUGCAGUAACACUUUUAUGCGAUCAUCUACAACUCAUAUAGUAUUUUAUAAUUGACAACCACCAGAAGAGCUCGAUAUGAAAUGUGCCAUCGAUGGAAGUAAUGUGAAGGCAUUUGGAAAGGCGGUCCACGCCCUGUCUCGAAUAGGAGAGGACCUGUGGCUGGACCCUCUGGAGAAAGGGUUGGCGUUGCGGGCGGUGAACUCGGCCCACUCGGCGUACGCCUGCUUCCUGUUUUCUCCGCUCUUCUUCCAGCUCUACUCCCUCCAGCCCGGCACCCACAGCCCCGGCACGCCCGUCAAAUGCAAACUAGCCAUGAAGUCGGUUCUGCCACUGUUCCGCUGCUUGGCCACCAUAGAACGCACCGUGGACCGAUGUGAGAUCUCCAUCAGUACCGAGGAGAGCCGGGUCAUAUGCCAGUUCUACUGCAGACACGGGAUUACUAAAACUCACAACCUGAGCUACCAGGAAUCUGAAGCCCUACAGGCCGUCUUCCCCACCAACCUCUGCCCCAAUGUCCUCAAGGCCCAGGCCAAACUGCUGGGGGACAUUGUGAGACACUUCCCUGCGUCUCAGGAGGAAAUCACCCUGGCCGUGUCCCCCGUCAGAGUCAUUCUGAAGAACUACUACGAGGAAGAGAGCGAUCGUGUGAAGGCCAUGUACACAGAGAUGAGCCUGCACCCAGAUGAGUUUGACUACUUCCAGGUCGGGGUCGACUCACACAUCACCUUCUGCCUGAAGGAGCUCAGGGGUCUUCUGUCAUUUGCAGAGUCACACAGUUUACCUGUGUGUGUCCACUUUGGCUCUUCUGGAAAGCCGGUGUCCUUCAGCCUUGACGACAUGCCGCUGACAGCGACUGUGGUGUUGGCCACCCUGGAUGAGGACACUAGUGCCCCCCCCUCACAAACCACCCCCUCCCAGACAGGCCCAGUACACAGGUGUGUGGGGGCCCCAUCUGUCCCAGCCUCUCCCCACGGGACCCUUGAGUGUGGGGGGGCCGAGGAGCAGCAGGAGGAGGAGAGCCUGCACGUGGCCCCCCAGGGAGACCCAGUCCUGGGGGAGGAGCGCGUCUUAUCCAGCCAGGCUAGCCCCGUGUUCAGCCCCGCCUUCCACCUCAGGAAGCUUCUGCAACUCCCGAAACCGACGCCGACGCCGCCGCCGCGCCAGGAGCAGGCCACAGCAGCUGCCACACUCAACAUGGAGGCCGAAGAGGUCUGUGCCUGGCUCCUCCCUGUGGCACCGCCCCUAACGCAUGAACAGACAUCGCUGAUUGAGGACAUGGAGACAGAGCCUGUUUGUGCCACACCCAAGAUGGCCGCAAGCUCUAUGUCAGUUACCCCUCCUACAGCCAAGGUUUGCGCGCUCCUGUUUGGCGCCCUGUGCGUGCAGAACCCAGAUGCCAGUCCGUCGGCUUUACCCAGCCUGGCAUGUGCCAGCGACACUGAGGACGAGAUUGCAGAUGACAGAGGGCAAACACGCACAACAGAAGAGUAACACACACACACACACACACACACAGACCUCACAAAGGAAUGGACACUGGAAAGCUUGUGUUAAGCUUCAACUGCAAGUUCAUGUUGGUUUGUGUUUUUAGUGCCUCAAUCCAGUGCAGAUUUGGUAAAUUCCUAAACG